AUGAGGUCUUGUUCAGGGUUUGUCCGCAACCCAUCACAUGCAUUGUCUGUGAAGGGAGCUAACAGGCUUGUCGCUCGCGUAGCUUCUGCGCCUGCACCGCCUCUGCAGCAGACAACUUCAUAUUCUAAUCCUUCUGAGGGAAAGACUCUCCGUCGUCUCAUUCUUUUGAGGCAUGCUGACAGUGACCAAAACUCUGGUGUGCGAGACCAUGAUCGGCAGAUAAGCGAAACUGGGCGGAAGCAGGCUUCGCAGGUGGCUCAGUUGCUGAAAAGCAAGGGAUGGACUCCCGAUCUUGUUCUCGCCAGCAACUCCAAAAGGACAAAGCAAACCCUGGACGAAAUGUGCGAGGUGAUGGAUGAGCUAGGUGACGUCGAUGCACAUUAUUACGGCUCGUUAUACACGGUUGCAGCCCUGGAUGGUCAAACCCGUGAGCACAUUAUGGAGUGUCUGCUUGAGGUGGUGGACGACGUCCGGAACAAGGUGGUCAUGUGUGUGGGGCACAACAAGGGCUGGGAGGAGGCGGCUUCGCAGUUCAGUGGCACAGCAGUGAAACUCAAGACGGCGUCCGCAGCGCUGCUUCAGUGCUACAGCGCUUCCUGGAAGGAGGUACUGCAAGAUAGCGUACAGUGGCAACUUGUGGAGGUAUUAGUGCCGGCAGUUUGAGCAGCCCGGACAUUGGCGGUGGCAGGGCACUUCAGCAUGCGGAACCUGGCCGUCGCAAUUGUACAAAUCCCCAUCCCCAUCCCCAAGGAGCUUGAGGAGGUUUAUUCGUGGGUAGUGUGGGAGGCGGAGGCGUCGAUUACCUUUGACUUGUACAGGGCUAUUUCUUGGUCCUGUUUGCACCACUGCUGCAUCUCGGGGCAUUCUCCUUCCUUGCACUCUGCACCGUUCUUCCUUCCCUCCUUGUGGAGCUGUAUGUAGAGGUGUAUGCUGGUUACGAAGACGGACUGAGGUGUGGAGGAGGCUUGUUUAUGUUUUCGUCACCUAAAGCGCUUGUGGAUGCUUGCCGGGGGGCUUUACGAUUAUGCCUUGACGCGUUGGUGCAACAGGAAAAUUGGACGCGUGCCGUCCCCAGGUCAGGGUGUACAUCCAGCAGUAUCAACCGAGGUAUGACUGGUUCUUCCUUGCCUGUUCGGCAACUGGUGUACGUUGCUGAGACACGUGCGUUUUAAAUAACCGGGCUCGUUGACUCCAUGUACUUAAUGUAACGAUGCCCUUGGCUUUGUUGAAAGGCUGAGAGGUGCUGAGCCUACUGAGUAUGUAAAUGCCGUUGCUGGCGA
Volvox carteri f. nagariensis is the source of this 1280-nucleotide messenger RNA. RefSeq lists its product as uncharacterized. NCBI's taxonomy places the organism in Eukaryota, Viridiplantae, Chlorophyta, Chlorophyceae, Chlamydomonadales, Volvocaceae. The transcript has 2 exons. The record is from RefSeq and is a predicted model, not a curated record. Bases 1 to 663 code for a protein of 220 amino acids.